Molecule: messenger RNA, 1271 nt
Organism: Spinacia oleracea (spinach)
Lineage: Eukaryota; Viridiplantae; Streptophyta; Magnoliopsida; Caryophyllales; Amaranthaceae
Product: branched-chain-amino-acid aminotransferase 2, chloroplastic
Exons: 8
Coding region: 16-981 (321 amino acids)
Biological process (GO): branched-chain amino acid metabolic process
Molecular function (GO): branched-chain-amino-acid:2-oxoglutarate transaminase activity
Source: RefSeq, a predicted model, not a curated record
ACUCCCACAGAUUACAUGUACAUGAUGAAAUGUCCCAGAGAUGAGGAGUUCACAGAGGGUCGACUAAUUCCAUAUGGAAAUAUUGAGUUGAGCCCUGGUGCUUGUGUCUUGAACUAUGGCCAGGGUCUAUAUGAGGGACUGAAGGCAAGAAGGACAGAAGAUGGAAGGAUUGUGAUAUUCCGGCCUGAUCAAAAUGCAUUGCGCAUGAAAAUGGGUGCCGAAAGAAUGUGCAUGCCUGCUCCUUCUGUUGAUCAGUUCGUCGAUGCAGUCAAGCAGACCGUUAUUGCUAAUAAACGUUGGAUUCCUCCUCCAGGGAAAGGCACACUUUAUAUUAGACCUUUGCUCCUAGGAAGUGGACCGCUCCUCGGUCCAGGCCCUGCUCCUGAGUUCACAUUCCUUAUUUAUACUACUCCUGUUUGCAUUUACUGUUUCAAGGAAACGAGCACGGGCUUAAACUUGUAUGUUGACGAUCAAUUUCAUCGUGCGUCCCCUGGUGGUGCUGGUAAUGUGAAAUCGAUUACCAACUAUGCACCAGUUUUCAAACCUAUGAAAAAGGCAAAAAGCGAAGGAUUUACUGAUGUCCUGUAUCUUGAUUCUUCGAGCAGUAAAUAUGUAGAGGAGGUUUCUGUCUCCAAUAUAUUUAUCGUCAAGGACAAAACAAUAUCAACUCCAGCAACAAGUGGCACUAUUCUCGCGGGAGUGACAAGGAACAGCAUCAUUGAAAUAGCAUGUGAUCUUGGUUUUAAGGUUGAGGAACGAAAAAUUCCGGUCGAGGAAUUGCUCGAAGCAGAUGAAGCUUUCUGUACCGGAACUGCCUCCGGGGUUGCACCUGUGGCCAGCAUCACAUACCAAGGCAAACGGGUAGAAUACAAGACAACAAACAUCAAUUCAGUGAGUGGGAAGUUGUUAUCAACGUAUGACGCAAUUGUAAAUGGUCAGCUUAAAUACAAGAAUACUGGUUGGUUAGUUGAAAUUAACUAAGCUGGUACUAGUGGUAUACCGUUUCUCCCUGAAACAGACCGAUCGGCAUUCAAUUAAACAUGUAACGCUCCCUCAAUUAAUAAUAAAAAAAACACGUACAUGCAAAAUUUCUUGGGACUUAUUUCACUGUAUUAUAUUCAUCGUGUCUUGCAAAAUUUCAUCAAUAAGACAGACUCUUUGACGAAAGAGCUUUUGUACAUGCACUCUAGGGCCAUAUGGCCAAUGUCCGUGUUUGACAAGAAGAGGAUAACUAUUAUGGAGUAUCUGGUAUGACCGUAUGACUAUAGAUA